Fopius arisanus is the source of this 1198-nucleotide messenger RNA. It is a transcript of the gene RfC4, whose product is annotated as replication factor C subunit RfC4. NCBI's taxonomy places the organism in Eukaryota, Metazoa, Arthropoda, Insecta, Hymenoptera, Braconidae. Gene Ontology annotation, molecular function: ATP hydrolysis activity; ATP binding; DNA binding. The transcript has 6 exons. The coding region runs from base 52 to 1107 and encodes 351 amino acids. The record is from RefSeq and is a predicted model, not a curated record. Gene Ontology annotation, cellular component: DNA replication factor C complex; nucleus. Gene Ontology annotation, biological process: DNA repair; DNA-templated DNA replication.
UUGUCCCGCCAUUCCAAUAAUUUCAUACAAGUGCAUUAGGAUAUCAGAAACAUGGCAGCAGACGACAUCGUUACCGAAUCGAUGGAAAUUGAUGAAAUUCUAUCAACGAAUACACGAAACAUACAUACGAAAGGAAAAUCAACCAAAUUGUCACACUUACCGUGGAUUGAAAAAUAUCGUCCACAAGUGUUUACUGAUAUUGUUGGAAAUGAGGACACGGUCACUCGUCUGUCAGUAUUUGCUCAGCAUGGGAACGCUCCAAAUAUCAUCAUCGCCGGACCUCCUGGUGUAGGCAAAACUACCACAAUACUUUGUCUCGCUAGGAUUUUACUGGGAUCUGCUUACAAGGACUGUGUACUUGAGCUGAAUGCUUCUAAUGAUCGAGGAAUCGAUGUGGUCAGGAAUAAAAUUAAGCUAUUUGCUCAAAAGAAGGUGAAUCUACCAAAAGGAAAACAUAAAAUAAUCAUUCUGGAUGAAGCUGAUAGCAUGACAGAUGGUGCGCAACAGGCUUUGAGGCGCACAAUGGAAAUUUACAGCCAUACAACUAGAUUUGCGCUUGCUUGCAAUAAUAGUGAGAAAAUCAUUGAACCUAUCCAGUCAAGAUGUGCCAUGCUGCGUUACGGAAAGCUGAAUGAUGCACAGGUUUUAGCUAAAAUGAUUGAUGUCUGCCAGAAAGAAAACGUUUCAUAUACUGAUGAUGGCCUCGAAGCAAUUGUCUUCACAGCUCAAGGUGACAUGAGACAAGCCUUAAAUAAUCUGCAGUCAACCUAUAAUGGAUUUGGUCAUGUCAAUAACGAAAAUGUCUUCAAAGUUUGUGAUGAACCUCAUCCACUUCUCGUCAAAGCAAUGCUCAAUUUUUGUGCUCAAGAAGACAUUUCUAAAGCUUAUGGGGUUCUUGAUCAGCUAUGGCGAAUGGGAUAUUCAGCGGAGGAUUUGAUCAGCAACAUCUUUAGAGUUUGCAAAAACCUAGAUGUUGAUGAACCGACAAAAUUGAACUUUGUUAAGGAAAUUGGAAUUACGCAUUUGGGAAUAGUCGACGGAUUAAGCAGUCUUUUACAGCUUCAUAGUCUUCUAGCCAAACUUUGUCGUCGAGUUUCCGGCAAAUAAUUGAACUUACAUGUUGUAUCCAUAACUUUCGUUUAUCCAUAAGUAUUUUUUCUUACAAAAUAAACCUUAUAUAUUUAUAUAUUCCAGAAAA